CGCAUGCCCGGGGCAACUGCUGAGGCUCCUUUGAAGCAAAGAAAGGGGAGCCCAUUCCAGCCUCCUACCAUGUGGCGCUUCAGGAGGACCGGCGCGCACGCGCCUCGGAGUUGCGAGAUGCAGCACUGCCGCCUUUUACUUGAUGAAAGAUCAAAGGAGUGUGGCUCCCUGAGCUGGAAAUGAAUACCUGAUGACAGACUGUUUAAAGAGGAAGUUCCUUUUCAUUUUCAAAAGCCUAGCACAGAAGUCAACUCCUGAAAGAUAGUCUACAAAAUGUCACCAAGGGCCUAAAUUAUAGGUAAAAGAUUGCUUGCCUUCCCUGGGAAUGAUCGGAUAAGGCUUCAUGGAACUUGGGGGGAAUCGCGCUUAUGUCGCCUGCAGCUGCUCAAUAACUCCAAGCUGGAUCCCUGCUUGACUUCUCCUUCCAGCCUAGUUGGCAGUUUCCCAACACAUACUAAGCAAAAAUAUUAUACAUUUCCAGGUAAAUAUCCUAAAUGAUAAGAAAAGGAAGAGUUACUGAGAACCGAAUUAUUCUUUACUUACAUGAUUGGUAAUUUUAUUGUUUAACAACAGUAUCAGCUUAUUGUAUUAUGAAUUUAAAUGUAAUAUAAGUGAAAAAUAAAAUAAAAGUCUGAAUUGUUUUACAGAUUGCAUUGAUUGUUUUAUUAGUUAAUGAAUUUUCAUGUAUCAUUCUUUCUACUGACCUCAGUCUAUAUCUCUUAGUAAAUGGCUAUCCAUACCUGCUAAAUAAAUAUUCCAUACAUAUUCUAAAGGCAUUGUCUGUAAGGUCCUGUUUCAUUAUUUAUUGUUUUAACUGUAGCUAGGGUAAAAACAUGAGUGAUGCUGGCCAGUUUACUCUAAUCUCUAGUUUGGUUGUUCUAGCAGUUAUGGUCCCUACUUGCAUUCUAACAAUUAUAGCAUGAAUGAUCUGACACUGGGACUCUUUCAAAGAAAAGGGAAAAUUCAUUACAAGAAACAUCUUAUGCUCCUCUAUUCCUCUAUUCAUAUGUUUCAUAUGAAUUCAUAUGUUUCUUUUCAUUCAUAUAUUUUUCAUUCAUAAAUUUCAGAUUCUCAGUUUUCAUUUCUAGUGGUAAGAAAAGCAAUAACAAUUAUUUGAACCAUAUGCUUGGAGAAAGACAGUCUCCUGCCCAACCAUCACCACUAGAGAGCACCCAUAUUCUUCAUAUUGAUAGGCAGGAAAUGCUUUCCCUUGUCAUAAGUGUAUACUAGUAUUCUGAAUUAUUGGCCAAAGUCAUAAGCCAAAGCAAUGGCUUAUUUUAGCCACAUAAAAUCUUCUUCUUCAUUGUUCACUGAGGAAGUAUAGAAGCUCAGAAAUCUUCUAUAUAUGGUUUCACCUUAUUAAUGAAAUGGAGGUCCUUGCAAAGGUUCUUAUGGCCAAGAAUAUUAUCAGUGAAAUUAAUGGAAUUAAUUAAUCCACUGGAAAAAGUGACUUAUGACUGCUUUUCACAUUUAUGACCAUUGCAGCAUCCCUGUGGUCAUAUGAUCAAAAUUCAGAUGCUUGAUAAUUGACUCAUAUUUAUGAUAAUUGCAAUGUCCGGGCCUGUAAUCCCCUUUUGUGACCUUCCGAAAAGCAAAGUCAAGCAAAGACAAGAAUCUAGAGAAGCCAGAUUCACUUAACAACCAUGUGACUAACUUAACAACCGCAGUGAUUCACUUAACAAUGGUGUCAAAAAAAGGUCAUAACAUGGGGAAAUUUCACUUAACCACUGUCUUGCUUAGCAACAAAAAUUUUAGGCUCAGUUGUGGUUAUAAGUCAAGGAUGAUCCAUAUAUGAACAAUAUUGAGGUAAAAUAUUUGGAUGAUCAACGUGAUCUUCUUUCAUUUGAAAUCAACUGCAAUUUACCUUUAUUAUAUAAAAUCAUAUAUUCAGAUUUUUUCAUCAAAAACAACUACAUCAAUUUGCAGAACCCUACUCCAUACUUCACAAUGCAAUCUAUUCAGCAUUUGCCAAAAAUCUUUUGGGUUCCCCGCCAAUAUAUAGAACAUAGAAUAAUAUGAUUGGAAGUCUUCAAAUCCAGCCGCCUGCUUGCCAUCCAUUAGCAAAGACAGUACAGUCACCAUUGACGAUUUUGAGCAGAAUCCUAUAAGUACAAUCAAAGUCCACUUCUACCCAGGCAGCUUAUGUAAUUUUAGGCAAAUUCAAAUCACUGAUCCAUAGGGUGCCUUGCAAGUUGAUACAGAGUUUAUCCAUGACUGCAACUAAGAAGUAUAGCUCGUCCUCAACUUUUGACUACAGUUGACCCAACAUUUCCAUUGCUAAGCAAGGCAGAGUUUUGUCCCAUUUUAAGGCUUUUUUGCAACAGCUGUUAAGGAGUCACUGCAGUUGUUAAGUGACUCAUGCAGUCGUUAAGCAAAUCUUGCUUCCCCUUUGAUGUCGUCAAAAGCUAGUUAGGAAGCAUAUAAAUGGUAAUCGCAUGACCUUGGGACAGUGCAAUUGUCAUAAAUACAUGCCAUUUGCCAAGUGCUCAAAUUUUGAUCAUGUGGGAGUGCUGCAACAGGAUUAAGUGUGAAAAAUGGUCAUAACUUAAGUCACUUUUUUUUCAGUGCCAUUGUAAGUUUGAAUGGUCACUAAACAAAUGGUUGUAUUAGCCAAAUUGCUGUGCUGGGUUAAUAACUGGGAUUUAGAACUGUCUCUUAGACAAGAAAGCAAUAUUUUAUUUUAUUUAUUUAUUUAUUUAUUUUUAUUUUAUUAUUUUUUAAUUUUUUACAUGACUCUGUGCAGCUAACAAUUAAAUACAGAAUAGAAACAAUAAAAAAGUAUAAAUAACAUAAAUAGCAAUCAAGUAACUAACCUAUAACAACUUUAACAAUCAACCAGAUGAAUAUCCUGAAGGAUAUUUGACAUUAGCAGCUACUUUAUAUAUAGUAACCAUUUUAUAUUGAUACUUGUAGUGUUAUCAUGAAAUCAUUGUUUUGUUAUUUUGUAAUCAUUAUUUUGUAGCCAAUUGCCUGAGCAGAUGCUUUAUAUAUAUUGGAACAGUAAAAGUCUCAUGUUAAAUAUACAGGGGAUUGCUUCAAUGAAAAGAGCACGGAAAGCUACUAUGUUGAAUACAUCUGAGUAUGAAUCUAUGACAUGGUUUCUUCACAUGAUAAAAGACUGGAUUGGUUUUGAUUGCUUGGAGGACUUUGUGAACUCUGUACUUCAGCCUCUGUUGCUAUUACUAGUACUUUUUCUGCUUAUAUAUUAUGUACCUUCAGGUAUUGUUUUAAUUUUCUAUGCAUUCACAUUUUAUUUAUAUAUUUGGAAGAAAAAAUAUAAUAUAAAAGGAGACGCUUACAAUGAGUUAUGGAACAAACCAAGGAAAAGCAUCACAUAUUUGCUGAAUUUAUAUGGAAAGAUAUGGCAUGGUUAUGAGAUCAUUGGUAUGGAGAAUCUACCACAAGGACCAGGACUGAUUAUUUAUUACCAUGGAGCAGUAGUUGUGGACUAUGCCCUCUUUAUAGCUAAAACCUAUGAAAAGACUGGGAGAAUAAUCCAAUCUGUGAUUCAUUGUAUCUUUUAUUUACUACCAGGUAUAAAACCAUGUCUUGAUAUAGUAGGUUGCAUUGAAGGCAAGAAAGCAUUCUGUGUUGACAUUCUGAAGAGAGGCUACUUGCUAGGAAUAGCACCUGGUGGAUUGAGAGAACAGAAUUUUAGUGAUGAAAAUUACAGUCUUGAGUGGAGCACCCGUACAGGAUUUGCUGAAGUAGCUUUAAAAAGCAAAGUGCCAAUCAUCCCUAUGUUUACACAAAACCUUCGUGAAGCAUACAGGACAGUUGGAAACACAAGGCUUUCAAAAUGGCUGUAUGAACACUUUCGAUAUCUUGUCCUCCCAAUAUAUGGCGGGUUUCCCGUCAAACUCCGCACCUACAUUGGAGAACCCAUCCCAUAUGACCCAAACCUAACUGCUAAGGAACUGGCUGAAAAAACAAAGAUUGCAAUUGAAAAUCUCCGUGACAGACAUCAGAAACUACCUGGAAAUAUAUUAAGAGGUUUAUUGGAGCGAUUCGAUAAAAACAAGAAAGAUGCCUAAUCUUUUAAUAUUUUAUUAUAGAUUAAUGAAUUUUCCUCUCAUAAUUCAUAUCAUAUGUACAUCCUAAGUGCAAUGUUUAAAAUAGUUUGAAAUUUAUAAUUUGCUUUCUUAGACUAGAAAUCAGCUCCACAGAAAGGGUAAAUUUAGAGUGCUGUAACAACAGAAUCUUGGAAUGGGAUCAAUGUAUAAAUCCACCAUUUGAUUAAAAUGUCUGUAUGACCCAUUGA
Crotalus tigris (Tiger rattlesnake) is the source of this 4261-nucleotide messenger RNA. RefSeq names its product transmembrane protein 68-like. Gene Ontology annotation, molecular function: acyltransferase activity. NCBI's taxonomy places the organism in Eukaryota, Metazoa, Chordata, Lepidosauria, Squamata, Viperidae. The transcript is spliced from 9 exons. Gene Ontology annotation, cellular component: membrane. The record is from RefSeq and is a predicted model, not a curated record. Bases 2979 to 4034 code for a protein of 351 amino acids.